UAUCCGGCCUCUUUUCCGUGGCGGACCGUCGCUGGGUCGGUUUAGCAAGAUGAAGCUGAACAUCUCAUUCCCCGCUACUGGCUGUCAGAAACUUAUUGAAGUUGAUGAUGAGCGCAAGCUGCGCACUUUCUAUGAGAAGCGUAUGGCCACUGAGGUGGCAGCUGACCCUCUGGGAGAUGAGUGGAAGGGCUAUGUGGUGCGCAUCAGUGGAGGCAACGACAAGCAGGGCUUCCCCAUGAAGCAGGGUGUACUGACUCACGGUCGUGUGCGCCUGCUGCUGAGCAAAGGCCACUCCUGCUACCGUCCCCGCAGGACUGGUGAGCGCAAGCGCAAGUCUGUCCGUGGCUGCAUAGUCGACGCCAACCUUAGUGUUCUCAACUUGGUCAUCAUCAAGAAAGGCGAGAAGGAAAUUCCUGGGCUGACCGACAGCACUGUCCCUCGCCGCCUUGGUCCCAAGAGGGCCAGCAAGAUCCGAAAGCUCUUUAACCUGGCUAAGGAAGAUGAUGUAAGGCAGUAUGUUGUGAGGAGACCCCUGACUAAAGAAGGCAAGAAGCCCAGAACCAAGGCCCCCAGGAUCCAGAGAUUGGUGACGCCACGUGUGUUGCAGCAUAAGCGCCGCCGCAUCGCCCUCAAGAGAAAGCGCACCCAGAAGAACAAGGAAGAGGCAUCAGAGUAUGCCAAGUUGCUGGCCAAGAGAAUGAAGGAGGCCAAGGAGAAGCGCCAGGAACAGAUUGCCAAGAGGCGCCGUCUUUCUUCCCUGAGAGCAUCCACAUCCAAGUCUGAGUCCAGCCAAAAGUAAAAUUAUAGAAAUGAAAUAAAGACUUUGCUCAAAUGUU
This is a messenger RNA of Lampris incognitus (smalleye Pacific opah), 836 nucleotides long. It is a transcript of the gene rps6, whose product is annotated as ribosomal protein S6. Gene Ontology annotation, biological process: translation. Lineage: Eukaryota; Metazoa; Chordata; Actinopteri; Lampriformes; Lampridae. The record is from RefSeq and is a predicted model, not a curated record. Gene Ontology annotation, cellular component: ribosome. Gene Ontology annotation, molecular function: structural constituent of ribosome. Bases 50 to 799 code for a protein of 249 amino acids. The transcript is spliced from 6 exons.